AUGAGUCAGCGACAAAUUAUUCAAGUUUUCGAACAGUACCAGAGAUCACGAAUGCAAUUUGUCCAGACGGUGGCUGAUCUUGCAAACCGGCCACAGAACAUCGAGAUUCUGCAAAAUGCAGGUGUGAUGUCCUUGCUACGCCCUCUCAUGUUGGAUGUCGUGCCCAGUGUCCAGCAAACUGCUGCCUUGGCUCUCGGACGGCUGGCAGACCAUAAUAAUGACCUGGCUGAAGCUGUGGUUAAGGCAGACAUCCUCCCACAACUUGUUAACUCCCUUGAGUCCCAGAAUAGGUUUUACAAAAAGGCAGCAGCUUUUGUGCUGCGAGCUGUGGCCAAACACUCUUCCCAACUGGCUGAGGCUGUGGUGUUGUCUGGAGGAGUCAACGCUCUGGUGCUUUGCCUCGAGGACUUUGACCCUGGGGUGAAGGAAGCUGCUGCCUGGGCUCUGGGCUACAUUGCACGGCAUGAUGCAGCUCUAUCCCAGGCGGUGGUGGAUGCAGGUGCGGCCCCUCUGCUGGUCUUGUCUCUCCAGGAGCCUGAAAUAGCCCUGAAACGUAUUGCUGCCUCCACACUGAGCGACAUCUGCAAACACACACCACAGCUGGCCCAGACUGUCGUGGACACUGGGGCUAUUGCGCAUUUGGCACAAAUGAUUCUGAAUCCAGAUGCCAAAUUGAAGAGGCAAGUAUUCUCAGCGCUGAGUCAGAUCAGUAAGCACUCCUACAGUUUGGCCGAGAUGGUGAUUGAGGCUGAGAUUUUUCCUGCAGCUAUUGCCUGUCUCAAAGACCCAGACGAGUAUGUGAGGAAAAAUGUCACAACGCUGAUGAGGGAGGUUGUUAAACAUACCCCAGAGCUGGCUCACUUGAUUGUGAACUGCGGAGGUUUGGCAGCGGUUAUAGACUACUUGUGCGACUGCCGUGGACAGCUGCGUCUGCCUGGGAUCAUGAUGCUGGGAUACGUCGCUGCACACAAUGAGAACCUUGCCAUGGCUGUGAUUCUUUCCAAGGGGGUGCCUCAGCUCAGCUUAUGCCUGUCAGAAGAAUCAGAGCAUCACAUCAAAGCCGCCACAGUGUGGUCCAUAAACCAGAUCGGACAUCACACUCCCGAACACGCCAAAGCAGUGGCCAUCUGCGGCCUGCUCCCCACACUGCUGCAGCUCUACAUGGACGCCAGCAGCUCUGAGGACCUGCAGACCAAGAGCAAGAAAGCUUUGAAGAGCAUCCUCCAGAAAUGCACAUAUCUCCCUUCACUAGAGCCGCUCCUCUACGAUGUCCCCUCCAACAUUCUCAAACACGUGGUCGGCCAGUUCAGCAAGAUCCUGCCUCACGACAGUAAAGCGCGGAGGUUGUUCGUCACCAGUGGAGGACUGAAGAAAGUGCAGGAGAUUGACGCAGAGCCGGGCUCCGAGCUGCAGCAGCACAUCGACUCCAUAAACAGCUGCUUCCCAGAAGAGAUCGUCAGAUACUACUCCCCUGGAUACUCGGAGGCGUUACUAGAACGUUUAGAGAACUUCCAACCAGCCUGA
Molecule: messenger RNA, 1524 nt
Organism: Knipowitschia caucasica
Lineage: Eukaryota; Metazoa; Chordata; Actinopteri; Gobiiformes; Gobiidae
Source: the annotation of a GenBank genome assembly